This is a messenger RNA of Hirundo rustica (Barn swallow), 2831 nucleotides long. RefSeq names its product beta-1,3-galactosyltransferase 6 (gene B3GALT6). Gene Ontology annotation, biological process: glycosaminoglycan biosynthetic process. The transcript has a single exon. Gene Ontology annotation, cellular component: membrane. The record is from RefSeq and is a predicted model, not a curated record. Lineage: Eukaryota; Metazoa; Chordata; Aves; Passeriformes; Hirundinidae. Gene Ontology annotation, molecular function: UDP-galactosyltransferase activity. The coding region runs from base 1 to 1017 and encodes 338 amino acids.
AUGAAGGCGCUGCGGCGGCUGAGCCGGCACCGCACCGCGCUGGGGCUGGGCGGGCUCUCGCUCUGCGCCGCCGUCCUGCUCUACCUCGCCAAGUGCACCUCGGAGGGGCUGCGCCCGCCGCCCGCGCCCGCCGCGCUCCCGCACGGCCAGCCCGGCCGGGGAGCCCGCGCCGCGCCCCCGCCCGCCCCCGAGGGCAGCGCCUUCGUGGCCGUGGUGGUGAUGAGCGGCCCCAAGUACAGCGAGCGGCGCAGCAUCAUCCGCAGCACCUGGAUGGCGGCGGCGAGGCAGGCGCCUCACGGCCGCGUCUGGAGCCGCUUCGUGGUGGGCACGGCGGGGCUGGGCGCCGAGGAGCUGCGGAGCCUGGAGCUGGAGCACAGCCGCCACCGCGACCUGCUGCUGCUGCCCGAGCUGCGCGACUCCUACGAGAACCUCACGGCCAAGGUGCUGGCCACCUACGUGUGGCUGGACGCGCACCUGGACUUCCAGUUCGCCCUCAAGGCUGACGACGACACCUUCGUGCGCCUGGAUGUGCUGGUGGAGGAGCUGAGGGCCAAGGAGCCGCGGCGCCUCUACUGGGGCUUCUUCUCGGGCCGCGGGCGGGUGAAAUCCGGGGGGAAGUGGAAGGAGAGCGCCUGGCUGCUGUGCGAUUACUACCUGCCCUACGCGCUGGGCGGCGGCUACGUGAUCUCCGCCGACCUGGUGCGCUACCUGCGCCUCAGCAGGGACUACCUGAACCUGUGGCAGAGCGAGGACGUGUCCCUGGGAGUGUGGCUGGCGCCCGUCGACGUCAAGAGGGUGCACGACCCCCGCUUCGACACCGAGUACAAAUCGCGCGGCUGCAGCAACAAGUACAUCGUGACGCACAAGCAGAGCAUCGAGGACAUGCUGGAGAAGCACCAGACGCUGGCCAAGGAAGGGAGGCUCUGCAAGGAGGAGGUUAAACUCAGGCUUUCCUACAUGUACGACUGGGGAGUGCCGCCCUCGCAGUGCUGCCAGAGGAAGGAUGGCAUCCCCUGAGGAGCCCCGGGAGGAAGCCUCGGCGUGAUGGACUCUGGCUGCUGUUACACGGGGAGAAUCCCAUUAACCGGGGGUUAAUUACUCUUAAAAAAAGAUUUUGCACGACUCAUUCUGUCGCCCCCCCUCGCCCCCGGGACUCCCCGGGAGCUGCUGACGUGGCAUGGUUCGAGAUGCUUAAAAAAAAAAAAAAAAAACAUAAUAAAACAGGUGACAGAAAGCACAGAAAAAGGUCAAAUGCCAGGAUCGAGGGCAAAUAAAAGGUGGCAAAACACAGAGAGUAGGAAAAAAACAGGAGGGAGAGAGCCGGAGUGAAAAGUUGGAACGGAUUCGGAGGUUUAUUUGCUAAAGGUCACGCUGGGUUUUGAUGCUGGUAAGACUGAAAUGAGGCUGCUGUUUAUCCCUUGGCAAGGAAGCGCCAGCUUGGCACGGAGAGAAGAGCCCAAACCGGGAGCAGGUUAUUCCCGAGGGAGCAGGUUGUUGCCACAGGCAGGAAAAUCUGGGAUCAGCUUUUCCCGGGAUACCUGCAGGGAGAGCAGCUCUGGCAGAGCAGGGAGCGAUUCAAUCUGUUCAUUUGUCUCCUGCUGCUCUUUGAAAGGCGACGUUCAUAAAUCACCUGGCAGCUCCCAAGGGAGGUGCCUGAGUUUUGGCAGAAAUGGAAUUCACCCUUAUUUUGGGAGAUUUUUUUAUUUGGCUUUGCGAAGCCUCCGGGUGUUGUUUUGAGCUCAUUUCCCUCCAACGCUCAAGGCUGCUCCAGGACGUUCAAAUUUAGAUUUAUUUUUAAUACAAAUGAGCAGGAGUCGAUGAGUGGGGGCUCAAAAAACGUUUGCCCAAAGGUGGGGAUUUAAGGUGUGAAAGUGAACUUUGUGUAGCCAAGAGAAAAAGGUUCCACUCACCCCAAAAAUCCAACUUUGAGAACUUGAUUUCUCCUUCCAGCACACGAAAACAAAAAAAUCACAUUUAAGGUGCUCAAAGCUGGGGGAAUUCCCUCCUCCUCUCCAACAACUCCUUGCAGAGGAACCAAAAUGGGAUGAAUUCUCAGUGACACAUCCACAAGUGGGAUUUUCCCCUCAGCCCUGGUUGCACCCAAAUAAUCAGAGCUCAGGCAGGACUCAGACGCGAUUUCUUUAUCUCCAGACCUGGAAUUCCGACAUUUUCCAGUGGCAGCUGCUCCGGAAUCUUUCCAGCCCCCUGUGCCCGCUGCUGCUCGUGCAGCGUGAGCGGUUUUUCCUGUAGAAAUGGGAAAUUUCCUUUUUUCCGUGUCUCUUUUUGUGGUCGUCGUUUUGCUUUUGGAGUCUGUUGCACUCAGCACUUUCAUCCCCGUUCCGUUCCCAACUCUGGAAGAGAAAAAUGGCAAAGAAAAACAGGAAAUUAACAAAAGUGCCAAUUUCCUCGUUCUUUUUGCUUCUUAGCAAAAUCAGGAAUUUCGGGAAUUAGGGCUACCAAAGGGAUCAAUUACGUUGGCUUUUUUUUAAUUAUUAUUAUUGUUUAAUUAUUGAAGAUUCAAAAUCUUCAGAUUUUUUUUUUUUUUAAUUUUGAAAAUAUUGAGGCUUUGGCUCCCUCCUAAAACAAAACUAAAAUCCUGCAAAAAACUCAAUUCUUUUAGCAUGAGCAGCUCAAGUAUUAUAAUUAUCAUUAAAAUAAUUAUAAUUAUUAGUAUAAUGCAUGCCUAGGCGUUACCAGGGAGUAUUUUGUCCCAGAAUAUCCUAUUCCAAACCAGGGGUUUUCCAAGACGACAGCAAAUUCCAGUUUUUUAAACAUCCAUUUGCCAUCUGAGGGUCAUUAAUGUUGUCUGUACCGUGAUAAAUUACCUGUAA